AUGGCGUAUGUGGAUAUGUUCUUAGGAGCUUUGAGUUUACCAGUAUACAUUUACGAUGUCGGGUAUGAGUUCCACCUAUGGACCACGUUCGUUGGAAACUUAUGGACCAACAAGCCUAUCUUAAUUCCCUACAUGAUCGUUGACACAGCUUUCUCGCAGGCCUCUCUUAUUUCUGCAGUGUUCAUAGCGUGUGAAAGAUUUUACGCCAUACGUUGGCCGUUUAAGCAUCGAACAUUAUCGACACAAGCAUACCGCAUUGCUAUAUUUUCAGUGUGGGCACUAGCUCUCCUUAUUUCUGCAAUCUGGACCGGUUCAAACCUGUUAUUUUCUUACAAGUACAUUAUGUUUUUUUGGGGGCCAUACACUUUGAUUCUCAUUUUAAUCACAUGUGGCUGUAACAUUGGUAUUUGGAAAAAGUUUCAAACUGGAAGAGUCGCCGCUUCACAUCAAGAAAGCCGAGACUUACAAAACAAGCGCUUAACAAAGAUUUUAUUAAUUGUAUCUGGCCUUACUUUACUCGCUUGGCUGCCGCUAGUUUUGUUAAACUUACUAAUGUAUGUUUGGUUUUUCCAUGUGCCAAGACGAUUUUAUCAUGCAGUAAACCUUUUCAACUACUUGAACUCCUUUGUCAAUCCAAUUUUUUACGCAUUAAGAAUUGCUGAGUUUCGACGAGCACUGGCUUUAUGUUGUAGAGGAAGACAUGUGCAAGCAGCUGUAAACAUAAAGCUUUCUAAAAGAAGGAAAGAGAGGUACAGAACGUCCGCUGAAUUUAGUCGUGAACUGGCUUUCGAACAGAAUGUUCUGGAUACCAAACUGUAAAACACAUAAUUCAAACGCUAGCUGGAACUCGAUUAAAAUGAAAUAGAUAGAACACGAGCUGAAUAUUUUAAUGUCAGGCAGUUGAAGUUAAAAACCUAGUAAUGCCUCUCAAAUGAUGGAAAUGACAACGGUAGUGUUAAGUAAAAAUUGUUCAAAUAAAUGAGACAUAUAAUUAGGCACUAUUCGUCUACAUUUAAGUCGGCAAUACAUGACAGGAUAAGAACUGUGUCUUAGUUGACAACUUCCAGGGUCAUUACCGGUUAGGUAUAUUUUCUAAAGUAACCAGAACUUCAGAAACAGCAAAGAAGGAAGAAAAAUGAAUGAAUCGCAGAAAAGCGCAAAAUAUAAUUAUGAUAUUAGGUUGUAGAUUUAUUCCAUUUUCGGGAAACAGCUUCGUCAGCUCUUAUGACAUGGAGCCCUCUGCUUUACUGUUUCCCUUUUUUAUCGUGUUUUAUAGUUGUUUGUUUUCUGUCUUUUUCAUUUUUGAUUCACCUUAGUAAAACUGACGGGAACGCUGGCUCUUUGCCCGAUGGUAAUAAACAAGAGAAUAGUUUGCCAGUUUCUCCCAUUGAUUGCUGACUCACACAGAGAAAUGCUUGCUCAUUUACACAUAAUACUAAGUGAGGACUUUCUAUUUCUUGUUAAAUAUACUAGACAAGGCAGAAAAGUACUAUAAAACGUUUUAAUCUGCAUGAUAAAGGAUUUGUAAAGAUAAAGAGCUCGAUCAGAUGUACCAAAGAUGUCUGCACAAAGACACCUUAUGGUAUAGGGUACGAUCACAAAAGAAACAGUUCAAAAUAUAAACUAUAAGAUAAGUAUACGAUUACUAUAACAUUAGUAUACGAUCGUGUGUUAAAAACAAGUGACACACGAAGCAGAGGCGAGGAUGUCAUUAAUCACGUUCUUACCUUAUUUUGACAUCUUCUGUAAUCUAUUACUGUAGAGAUCCACGGCAACCUGGAAUAUAUUUGUCGUAUAUGACUAAUAUAUACUUCCUCUAAUCUGAGAAUACAUUAUAACGAAGAACCAAUCAAGAUGCAUGUAUCAUUCAUUUUAUCGCUUCGAUAUUCAUAUGCAGUCGUCAAAAUUUGGAGUGGAAAAAGUAAUUCAUACUUAUCGUUACAUUAAAAUGUAAAUCUCACCAUUUCAAGGACUCACGCUGAUGCAUUUGCAUUAAGUAUGGGAAGUGAAGCGAUGAAAUCUCCUAAGCAGGGUGGGGAAUUGACCUAGCUAGAAUAGAGAGAUGUUGGGUAUAAACAUAAGACAUCAAUUUUUUGAACGUGUGUGAAAAAAAAAAGUUAUUACCGACAGGUAUUUAUGCUUUAGGUUUUUAGGAAACUUUUCAUAAAUUAAAUGAAUAUGGAGGGACAGAUGUUCCAAGCUUUUCAAACAUAUCCUGGAGGCUAGGAAAGUAGAACGAAAUAAAACUUUUGACAACUUACAGUUUUAAUAGUCGCCUGAAAAAGCUUGAAUUCACGGAAGGUUCCAGAGGAAAUAUAUCCUUAGAUAAACUAUUUGAACAUGUGUCAAUAAAAAAUAGCAUUAAAGAAGACAGUUUCUACUCUCUACCCGUUACCCUAAGUAGAACGAAUAUAUCAAUAGUUUUCUGACGAAUGAAACUGUCAGCAAGUUAGAGAUUGAUUGGAGACCGUCAAGAAAAGCAGUUGGUAAUACAGUCAAACCUGUAUUUAACGGGGAAUGGCGGAUUGACCGCUUAAUUCAGGCUGACCGCUUAAAUACGGGUUCCACAGAAUAGAGAUGUUAUAAAAAACGAUAAAAAAUGCCAUUUUAUAUCAUAAGUGACAACCAAGAUAAUAUUUUUACAUUCUUUUGCUGACCACUUAAUGUAAAAAAACUUGCGCAAAAAUACUACCAAUAUUGAUUUCGGGAGAAAUAAAUGGAUUAAAUUUUGCUUGAAAAAGAAUUCUUAGCUUAGUUUGAGUGGUACGAUUCCGCUCUGAGUAACUGUUCAAUACAGGUGGAUGAUAAUACAAACAAGCCGCUAGGACUCAGUGAAGGGUGAGCACGACCGCUUGAUAGAAGUGACCGCUUAAUAGAGUUGCGAAAUUACAGUAGUAAAGGGCAACAAAUUUCGGGACUUUGAAAACCGACCGUUAGAUACAGGGAGACCGCUUAAUACGAUGCCGCUUUAUACAUGUAGGUUCGACUGUACUUGGCUUUCCAAAUUCAGCUUGAGACGCUUCAAAGCUAACGGUCGAAGAAUUAUUCAACCGAGGGAGGAUUUUAACGACCUGAAGAGGCUAAAAAAAAAAAAAAAUAACACAGCACUUCAGUGCAAUGUAAUUGAGAUCUUUUGGCAAAGAUGCGCUUAAAAUUUGGUUGUAGAGCGUUGAUUUUCUUCCCAGAAUUUCCGCAACGGAUAUUGCUAAGAAUGAUGGACUGCUCGACGACUUAGGUUGGUCUUCUGUGUUAUAAAGGUGGUCACCAAUGGCUAGCUUAACUUCGUAGAAACUCUCAUUGAUAGGUGAGUUUUUUGGCAAAGAGGGUCGGUUUCAGUUUCUUCCAAUUUUGGAGGUAUAUUAGUGUUAACAACUGAGUUGAAAACGUAAUUGGCCACCGUAAAGGCAGCUAAUUUUAUUGAAUUCCUUUCACCUUUUAGGUGGCUAAUUUACGUUUUCAACUCAGUUGUUAACACUAAAUUACCUACUAUAACCUCCCACCGACGCAGCACCACAGUUUCUUUAGAAACUUAUCCCUUUAUUCAUUUGUCCAAUUUUGAAACCGAGAGUUUUAUGAUAAAUUGAACCUUUGCUCAGUGAAUUGCAGGUUUUUUUUCUUUUUCUUUUUCUUUUUUUUCUUUUUUCUGUAGCAAAGAUUUGAAAAGUUUAAUUGGUAAAAGACCAAGUUCGACAUCUUACUGAGAUCAGCAGGGUUUUUAAUAACUUUUUGCCAUAAACGGCACCCUUUUCUGUGCCGUAAGGCGAAAUCCAAACACAAGGCCUGUUUGCAGGAUAAACAAACGGCGGUGUGAGCCGUACAUCUAUUUAACAAUGGCUCACCAAAAGCGCACAUUUACACAAGCACCAUGCUUUGGGGAAAUUAACACUUUUAAGUGACAGCUGUAGGUGCCUGUCAAAACGUACACCUACAGCUGUCACCCAUUACUUUUCAGUAACAACGGUCAUAAAGAUCACCAUUUUUAUUAAGAGAAAUUUACAAGAGAUAAAAAAAAACUUCAUUCUCUGCAAUUUAAUGGGCGAUCUCUGUCAUCAAUAGGGUGUUACAGUCAGUGGAGUGCUUGCAUUCGUAAUUGGUCAGUGAACAGUAUAGAGGCAGAAAACAUAUGUUGCACCCUGGCUUCUUAAUCUUUAUCUCAGUAUUUCUCUCUUCACAUCAAGAAAGCUGAGACUUACAAAACAAGCGCUUAACACAGACUUAA
Pocillopora meandrina is the source of this 4219-nucleotide messenger RNA. NCBI's taxonomy places the organism in Eukaryota, Metazoa, Cnidaria, Anthozoa, Scleractinia, Pocilloporidae. The record is from the annotation of a GenBank genome assembly.